Messenger RNA from Perca fluviatilis (European perch), 2923 nucleotides. RefSeq names its product fibrinogen alpha chain (gene fga). The record is from RefSeq and is a predicted model, not a curated record. Gene Ontology annotation, biological process: platelet activation; blood coagulation; protein polymerization. Bases 16 to 2178 code for a protein of 720 amino acids. Gene Ontology annotation, cellular component: fibrinogen complex. The transcript is spliced from 9 exons. NCBI's taxonomy places the organism in Eukaryota, Metazoa, Chordata, Actinopteri, Perciformes, Percidae. Gene Ontology annotation, molecular function: signaling receptor binding.
CAGACGCGUUCCCCAAUGAGUCACCGGUUCCAGCUUCAUAAUGAGCCGACGGCGGCGUCGGAGAAGCAUUCAGCGACCAAGUCUUCACACGGAGCGAGGACGACCGCAAAGCAAAAGAUGGAGCGACUCAACGUACUCGUCUGUCUCGGCCUGAUUUGUGUGGCUUCGACCCUGGCCCAGGUGAUCGACCCCAGAGGAGCCCGACCGGUGGAGCAAGGCACCAGAUCCGAAACUUGUGCCACGCAGAGGGAUUGGCCUUUCUGCUCAGACGAUGAAUGGGGCGCUAAAUGCCCGUCGGGCUGCAGGAUCCUGGGACUGAUCAAUAAAUACGACCACGACGCGCUGAAGAAGAUCGAGAAGAUCCGCAGCCUCCUGGACCUGAACAAAGCCAGGCACCGCUCGGCCGAUCAGGUGUCCAAACAGACCUACGACUACCUGAAGGACAAACUCACCGUCGACUCUGAUAACGAUAACAGCUACUACAACCUGGCCCAGACGCUGCGCCAGAGGAUCUCGGAAAUGAAGAUCAAGAUCGACCGACAGCUGAGGCUCCUGGCCGCCCUGAAGGAUCGAGUCAAAGACCAGGUGUUGGAGAUGCAGAGGCUGGAGGUGGAUAUCGACAUUAAGCUCCGUUCCUGCAAAGGAUCCUGCCAAGGCUACGCCGAGUACCAGGUGGACCGGGAGAGCUACGUGGCGCUGGAGAAACAGGUCAGCCAGCUGGACUCCCAGUCGAUUCAGAACAUCGAGUCGGUGGGGACGCUGUACGUGAUGAAGAGCAGGCCGCUGCAGGGCGUCAUCGUGGACAGCAUCUACAAGUCCAAGGAUCUCAGCGGCACCACGACAGGAGAGCAGAGAGACAUGUUCCCCGAGGUGAGGACGGUCCAGUUGGUCCUUGAACAGGAAGGCUCCAGCUCCUCAUCCCCGGCAACCAUCUCCAAGGUCCCAGGUACUUCCUUAUCUCCGUCUACAUCCUCAUCAUCUUCUUCCUCCUCCUCCUCCGGCACGUCCACUAAAUCCAUCACUGAAAUCGGAGGACGCGGCGACGGCAUUGAUUUCAUUGGCACGGACUUCGGCCAGCCCAGCACGGGCCACGUUACCACCAAAACCGUCUCGUGCACCCGCAGGACCAUCGUCAACACCAAAACCGGCCGGGUGGAGGAGGUGUUUGAGGGAGGCCCCGAGUGCUCGGCCAUGUCGGACACCACCAAGGGAGUGAUGGGCGCCCUCUUCCCCAGCCUCAGCCACGCAUCCUCCUCUUCCUCGUCCUCUUCGUCCUCUUCUGUGACCAAGACCGUCCACACCGGCGGCACCAAGGGAAGCCUCUUGGAUACCAAAACCGACUUCGGGAAUCCAUUCGAUAUGGGGUUCGACAUUGGCUUGUUUGACACGGGCGCCGCAGAGGAUGACGUUCCUGAUAUCCACGCCCGGAGUGUGAAGAGCGUUGUUACCGAGCGCCGAGCCGAUUAUGUAGGAAAAGAUUGUGUCGAGGCCCACCAGAACCACCUGAAAGGGGAAACGAACGGCCUCUUUAAGAUCAAACCCGGCGGCGCCGACUCGGCACAGGUAGCGGAGGUUUACUGCCAGCAGGAGGGGCUAAUGGGCGGGUGGUUGUUAGCGCAGCAGAGAGAGAGCGGCGCGCUCGGCUUCAACCGCACCUGGGCCGAAUACCGCGACGGGUUCGGCUCGGUCGACGCGAACGGCAACGGGGAGUUCUGGCUGGGCAACCAGAACCUCCACCUGCUGACCAGUCAGGCGGAGAGCAUGCUGAGGGUGGAGCUGGAGGAUUGGGAAGGGGGCGUGGCCAGCGCCGAGUACACAGUCAGGGUAGGCGUGGAGACGGAGGGGUACCCGCUGCACGUGUCCGGGUACACCGGGGACGCCGGGGACGCGCUGGCGAUGCCCGCGUCCAACACGCCGUCUCACAACGGGAUGAAAUUCAGCACCUUUGACAGAGACAACGACGUCUGGGAGGGGAGUUGCGCGGAGAGGUACGGCGGCGGCUGGUGGUACAACAAAUGCCAGACGGCUAACUUGAACGGGGUUUAUUAUAAAGGCGCGUACGACCCGGAGAAAAACACGCCGUACGAGAUUGAAAACGGAGUCGUAUGGGAGACUUAUAAACUGGCCAAUUACAGCCUGAAAACUGUUCGGAUGUUCAUCCGACCGGCUGCUUUUUAAUUGGACGAAAGAUGCAGAACCAUUGAGGUUGGGGGAUGAAAUCGAGAACACCAUAGCAUAUCGAUAUUUCAAGUGGCAAUACUGUAUCGAUACGCGGACGCCAAGUACCGAGCUUUUAUUACAUAAGUAGAACAUGAACAUAUCCCACUUUCUCUGUAGUCUACUGUUAGCUAGCUACCGUAAAUGUAGAGCUACUUUUAAAAGGCCAUAUUUUCCCCUCUGGGCUCACCAAAAUGGACGUAAAAGCCUGUCUUUGUUGUUAUUUUUCAGUUUUUCAAGAAUCUGUUUAGGAAUUGGAAUCAUUUUAAAAGUACCGGUUCAGCAUUGGAAUUGUAAAAAUCCAAACGGUACCCAACCCUAAUCGUGACAUCGUUAUAAUACCGUAUCGUCUCGUUGCGCGCCCCCACCCCUGCAAAAUAUACACAUUCGUACACUUUUCUGUGUUUAAACCCAAAGAAACGACAAGGCCCAAAGCAACAUGAACUAAGACCUAGAGAUGCAAGCACACACUGAGGCUGCAGGUAAAUAUUUGAGGCCAAAAAUCAGAGUUGCUUUCAGACCUUCAGACUGUUCCGAUCUGUUUGUGAGUCAUUCUGACAUUUCCAAAUCAUUUCAAACAGUGUGUGUGUUUGAGUUGACUCCUUGUGUCAGCACUUUGUGUCAAAUGUCAUCGACUUGUUUAACUAACCUGUACGCAGCGAUGCCUGAACUCUGCUCAAUCAAUAAAGAUCCAAUGUUCACUUCA